Engraulis encrasicolus (European anchovy) is the source of this 3474-nucleotide messenger RNA. Its product is annotated as sodium/hydrogen exchanger 9B2. Bases 254 to 1915 code for a protein of 553 amino acids. The record is from RefSeq and is a predicted model, not a curated record. Gene Ontology annotation, biological process: proton transmembrane transport. Gene Ontology annotation, molecular function: antiporter activity. The transcript has 13 exons. Lineage: Eukaryota; Metazoa; Chordata; Actinopteri; Clupeiformes; Engraulidae. Gene Ontology annotation, cellular component: membrane.
UGUUUUGAAACUCCGUGCUAAAUUUUAGUCGGACGGCAUAAUCCCUUCGUUUUUUCUUAGGGACCUUGAGCGCGGCGCUGCUGUCACAUUCAACAAUUUCCAUUCAUCAAACUUAGACCUAAUACUAUGGUGUUCUGUUGUUGCGGAAUGAGGUGACGCCUUGAUGGAAACAAGCCUGCCGCUGGAGUACAUAGACAGCGCAGCGCAUACAUGGUCAGUCACAGUGAUAAGAAGAGAGUGAACCCCCUGUGCCAUGGAAGGUAUCCAGUCAAGACCACAUUCAUCAGUAUCCUGUGGGACCGAUGAAGGACUCAGCCCACUAUGCAACCAUGCUGGGUCACACCUCAAUGUUGACCAGAUGCUGCAGCUUGUCCCAAAGCGCUCGGACAGCCCCAGUCACAGUGUGACAGAAGAAACGGUCUUCAUUCCACCUAGCGUGACUUCAGUGGACGCCUGCACCAACACUGACCCGCCAGACAAAUGCUGCGAAGCGGCGCAAAGACUUUGCCCCCCCAGGGGUAUAUUUGCUGCCCUCAUAACCAAAGUGACCAUGGCCGCUGUGCUGUUUGGAGUGGUAUGGUCGAUCACAGUGAAGGAGUGCGAGCCAGGGGGCAACUUGUUUGGCAUCGUCGUGCUCUUCAUUACCGCAGUCAUAGCCGGCAGGAUAGUUGGCCUUAUCCAUCUCCCAAAACUACCUCCAUUCCCACCACUACUCGGCAUGCUGCUGGCAGGCAUCCUCCUCAGGAACAUCCCCGUGGUCACUGACGCAGUCAAAAUCGACAAAGACUGGUCGGCUUCAUUAAGAAGUAUUGCCCUGGCUGUCAUUCUUGCCAGAGCUGGGCUGGGCCUGGAUGGAUCAGCCCUGAAGAAACUGAAAGGUGUCUGUGUGCGGGUGGCCAUAGGACCUUGCAUUAUUGAGGCCUGUACCAUAGCUGUCGCCGCACACUUCAUCAUUGGCCUGCCCUGGGUCUGGGGCUUCAUUCUAGGGUUCGUCUUGGGGGCGGUUUCACCGGCGGUGGUGGUGCCCACCAUGCUCCUGCUGGCGAAGGAUGGUUACGGUGUGGAGCAGGGGGUGCCAACCUUACUGAUGGCAGCGGGCAGCUUUGAUGACAUCCUGGCCAUCACCGGCUUCAACAUCUGCCUCGGCAUGGCCUCUGCAACAGGGUCAACCUGGUUCAGCCUGAUGCGAGGUGGGCUGGAGGUACUGGGGGGAUUUGUUGCCGGAAUUCUCCUGGGCUUCUUCUUGCAAUACUUUCCCAGCAAAGACCAGAAACAUGUGGUGAUGAAGCGCUCCUUCUUUGUGCUGGGCCUGUCUGUGUUUGCUGUGUUUGGCAGUAACGAGGCUGGCUACCCGGGCUCCGGGGGUCUGUGUACACUGGUGCUGGCCUUCGUGGCGGGACUGGGCUGGGACGAGACAAAGACGGCUGUGGAAGACAUUGUGGGUAGAGCUUGGGACAUCUUCCAGCCUCUUCUCUUCGGUCUCAUAGGGGCUGAGAUCACCUUCUCCAAGCUAGACGGUCACACUGUUGGGCUAGGUAUUGCUUGCCUUCUUAUUGCGCUGACUGUUCGUGUUCUCUUCACAUUUUUCAUGGUGACGUGCGCUGGCUUCAAUUUCAAAGAAAAGAUCUUUAUUGCAAUAGCCUGGAUGCCAAAAGCCACGGUGCAGGCAGCUAUUGGGUCCACGGCACUUGACAUGGUUCGCAAAAAGGAAGAGGUGGAUGCAGAGCUGGAGGGGUACGGGAUGAACGUGCUAACGGUGGCCGUGCUCUCCAUCUUGAUCACGGCGCCCAUCGGAGCCCUGCUGAUUGGCCUCACCGGGCCAUACCUCCUUCAGAAGCCCAAGAACCCCUCUGCCUGGGGUCUGGGGGGUAGACAAUCAACAGACACCCCAGUCACCUAUGAGAGUGCCAUCUGAGGCGCACUCCAGUGACUGCCACUGGAUGGACAGGGGAGGGAGGUGUAUGGUGACCAGUACCACCACAGGAAGAAAGGAUAUGCGAGUCUCGACAAGACAGUCCCUCUCCAUCCAGGGGUUACCUACCUACAUGUUUGACUGGGGCCUUUGCUUACAUGCAGCUGGUACAGGUGAAUCACUGUGUAUAAUUAAUCCUGUCCGUCAGCUGACAUGCUUCAUAAUGAGCUUAGACAACUGACUGUCUUCCCACAUGUAUACAAUGCGCAAUCACCAUAACACAAGGCAUUCUGCAGCAUUCGGCUAACCUCACUUCAGCAAACGUAUGCACAGUUAUCUAUUCAGAUUUUAACACACUAACACAGACACGCAUAGUAUAUGUAUAUGCAGUGCGCAAUAGCUGCUUAAACCAAUUCAGGAUGUCAUUGUUCCUGAUCUUGGGACCCAAACAAUAUAAAAAGGUGUGUGUUUUAUGGUUUAUUACACUGCUCCAUUUUUUUAACAGCACAUGCUUUGUGCAAAACAGUGAUGCCUCAUAUUUGAACAGGUAACUUAUUUAAAUGUUGAUAAUUUGUUGUUUUUUUUAAACAACAUCUCUUGUCAACUUUCAUUUAAAUAAUAUGCUGUAUCAGUGUCUUGUACAUUUAGUUUAUAUUUAUAUUACAAAGACUAACGUUUCUAUAAAUAUGGUUGAAUUGGUUUUAGAUGUAAAUGUUGUUGCUGUCAAAAUUACUUUCAAAGAAGUGUAGAGUAAUGUCGGAAAACAAUGCAAUCGAAGUGAAUGUCUCUUUAGGAAGAAUGGAAGUGGAUACAUUUUUUAAUUUAAUAUUAUUUAUACUAAACUAUUGACAAUAGCCAUUUUACCCCCCAAAAUCCUGUGUUGUGUCACUGUGUUAAACGAGAACACCCCUGGGUCAUAACUUGUUUUAAUUGCGGCCUUUGUGUUAUGGUUGUGCUUCAAGUAAUUUUACCAUUUGUGAUGCUUAUAUUAUUUCAGGUUUCUCAUUGGCUCAGAUUUUUUUGUUGUUAUUGUUUACUUUUGCAUGCAAUUGUACACAGUGUAUGGUUUUACUGCUGUGGUGACGUUAGACGUAAAGGUACAGUAUGACUGAUAUAGUGCCCUCUAGCGGUGACACGGCACACUGCAAUUGAGUACCUCUACUUUCUGUUGACGUGUAGAAGCUGCAAUAACAGUGUGAUGCCAAAGGUGGGAGAGGUGCUUUUAAUGUUGGUGUGUAGGUUUGCCUGUUCCUGUGUGUGUAUGAUGCAUCAUGGUGGCACAUAAUUUGUGGAACAUUUAACUGUACUCUGUGUACCAAAGAGUUGCUUUAAGCUGUCAAAACAGCUUGGUCAUUACACGCAAAUUAUACUGAAAACAUGAACUCAAAGCUGUCUGUUCAUAGAUCUCCUCAAUUACAGCAUACUGUACCUUUUAUUUACUGUAUUGUAAAGAUGGUGUGUGUUCCCUAGAACUUGCUGUGUUUACAAAAGCACUUAGUUGUGUUGUACAAUACAAUGUCAUAUGGUUUAAGACAGGUAAAUAAAGCCACAUAUGAAAUGAA